Messenger RNA from Enterobius vermicularis (human pinworm), 1050 nucleotides. NCBI's taxonomy places the organism in Eukaryota, Metazoa, Nematoda, Chromadorea, Rhabditida, Oxyuridae. The record is from the annotation of a GenBank genome assembly.
AUGGAACAAAAAUGGAAAUUGGGAUUUGGAAAAGCAUCCUCUCGGUUUUUUUUCAACAUUCGUCGUAUUGAACAGAAAUAUAAAGGACUGAAAACAUUGGGCACUAAUGUCGACUUGUGUACUCUUAGAAUGUACCCAGGUGAUGAAGUUAAAAGGGAAGAGGAUUAUCACAGAGCUAUUGAAAGGACUGUAAAAUUUUGGAAUGAGACCGACUUUGGUGAAUCUAGUAUUUCUUCUCCAGAAUGGAGUUCUACUUGUGCUCCUGCAAAGGAUUGUUUGGAUGCAAAUCAGGCUUUUGAAAAAGAGUUUAAACGGAAGAAAGGGUUACGCGUUGCAAUUAAGGAUGCCAAAAAAUUUGAAUCUUUUGUUUUAAAUAACAAGUUAGGAAAGUUUUCUCAAAACUACUUUUUUGAUCAGCAUUAUCUAACUAGAAGUAUUCGGAAAAUUCACGGCUUUAUUCGUGACGAUUCCAAUCAUUUAGUUUCUCGCAAACGCCAAAUUGAAGCCAUAGAUGAUGGCCGGACCAAAAGGCUUAAACUGUCGCAGGAAGAGCGUUUUGUCAGUUACAUGCCAAAUUCAAUGGGAGGCUUUUCGAAAGAAGUUACAGAGAUAUGUGACAGGAUGGUAAUCCAACCGGAAUCGAAGAGUGAUUUCGUUAAGGAUAUAUCCUCUGCUGCUAAACUUAUGAUUGAAGAUAAUAAAAGCGUCUGCAGCGAGGCUCUUUCAGAGAAUCACUACGAAAAACAGUUUCAAUUAUUGAAAAGUGGCAGGUUCCAGAGUUCUAAAGAGAACUUCCAUAGUCCAUUGUUUUCUAUGUUUUGCUCAUUCCCACUCAGCGACGUUCGUGUUUUGAGAGGACUUCGUGUUCUUAAUCACCAGGACUUGAAUGCUGCAAAACGAGGAAGGCUGAGAUCAGUAGAAGGAGUAAAUAAGGCGAAAGUUCUUUGUCCGUAUUGCAGCGAUGAAGAAAAUGAAGACCGGCUCGAUAACUGGUUGAGAGACGUGUCAAAGAGGUUAAGGAACAAGGACUUUGAAGAUCGGGUUGUGUAG